Pocillopora meandrina is the source of this 10083-nucleotide messenger RNA. The record is from the annotation of a GenBank genome assembly. NCBI's taxonomy places the organism in Eukaryota, Metazoa, Cnidaria, Anthozoa, Scleractinia, Pocilloporidae.
AUGACCAAAAUGGCCAGUUAUUUCAAAGAAACGCUAGGAGAGCUGCGAGAGACAGCACUCAAAUCACUGGAAAAAAAUAAAGCCAACAAUAGUACCGAUGAUGGAUCUGAAAGCACGAAUCUGUUCGUCUCGUCGCUCGUUAUCAACCUUUCGUUAUCCUUACUCGCACUCGGCCUAUUCUCGUUCUUACGGCCGAGACUCAAGCAGAUUUACUCUCCACGUCAGCUGCUGUUGGAUGUGAUGUUUCCCCUGGGUAAACUGCCUCAUUCGUUUUUCGCGUGGGUAAUUCCUGCCUUUAUGGCCAACGAUGAUGAUGUGUUCUAUUAUGCUGGGAUUGACGCGCUCGUUUACAUGCGAUUUAUGCGCUUGUGCGUCAAAAUAUCCCUGGUGAUCAUGCCUUACGGUAUUGCAGUCCUUCUUCCGUUGAAUUAUUUCGGUAAAGAAGGCCUGCAUGGCUUGGACAGGGUUGCUCUCUCAAACAUAAAACAUAAGUCGUCUAAAGUCUGGGCACACGUUGUUCCUGCCUGGUUUUACACUUUUAUUAUUUGCUAUCUACUCUACGAGGAAUGGAAAAUGUACAUCAUGUAUCGCCAGGAAUAUCUUAGCAGCGGAAAAGGCUAUCAAUAUGCUGUGUUAAUUAGGGAUCUACCAGUUAAGGUAAUCAAACGGCAUCUCUCGCGCCUGAUUGUUAAGCAAUUUCUCUCCACAUUAUCAGUAAAUCAUCUGGCGAACAAUCAAUGAGAAUAGGCAAACUUAUCAACUAAAAAAUUUUUUCCUCAGAAAAAAUCAUAAUCCCUUAUACAAUUUUUGCCAAAACCUCCCACCAGACCUGUAGAUGUUGUCUGAAACCAAAAUUCCUCCAACAACUUAAUUGCAUUUUAGUUUCACUUUGAAAUUCUUGAAAUAUCAGUCAAAGAAUGUUUGGUAUUGACAUGGCUCAGAGGCAAUAUUAAUUAAUUGACUUGAAACUUGAAACUUUACCUUAUUUGUGCUCAAGUGUAGAAUUAAAAAAGAGGUGUUUCUGAAGUUUAAACACCCCCCCCCCCACCUUGUAAAAAAAUUUCUAGAUCCACCACAGCACCCCUUGCAACCAAAACCCUUUCACUCCCAAGAUCUUUACAGUAAUUUUCCUUACUGUCUGACUUACCCAUUUUAGAUGAAUUGAUUUUAUCAACUGAGUUGAUAAUGUGAGGUAGCCUCUAUAAAGAGUUUCUAUUAAGCUAAUGUUUCACGUGUUACCCUUUCGUCAGACUUAUUUUUUGAUCUCUUUUACUCCUUAUAGUUUCAAAAUGAGCAAAGCAUGAAAAGCUAUCUUGAAGAACUUUUUCCAGACCAGGUGUGACUAGUUGAUUAUUUUUUUGAUAAUUAGAAUUGCAACAGUUCUUGUAUACAGUGCUUAACACCCAGGUAUCUUUAUUGUGCGUAAAUACAUAGGAUUAACCCUUUUGUACCUUUAUAUCAAUAUGUGUAUUCUCCAUACUGUUCUCUAGACAUUUCAUAUGGUGCUGACAAGGAGAAUUUGUUUCACAAUCAAGAGCUUCUUUUGUUGGUGAUCAUUUCCUUUAUUCUUGUCACCUUAAUGUUUGAUUAGGGUUGAUAUUGUUGGGAGAAAUUAGAUGCUGGUCACUCUCAGGAGUUUAAGGUUUAAGAAAUAAAUUAGUCGGAUAAUGAAAAAAUAUCAUGUGCACAUGAAAACCUUAACUUUUCUCUGUUUUUGUGGCUUUUGGGAAUUUGACAUUAAUCGCCAUGAAUAGGCAAAUGAGAGGCUCCAUCUUAAAAGUUGCCUUAAUCAAAAUGAUUGGAUGAUUAUUGAAUUACAUUAAAUCUGAUUUUGUCAUUAGAUUGAGGAUGUAAUUAUGAUUGAAGAUCUGAGGAAAUGGCAGGCAUUGAUUGAAAAACAUGACAACCUAGUGUGGAAACUUGAACGUUCUAAGGUAAGUAAUAACCAGGAUUAGGAUUGUCUGUUGAUUGAUGUAGUGGUCAAUACAUGUCAGUCAAUUGCGGGCCAAAAGUCACCCAAGAGGGGGUCAAUUGAGUCAGAUGAUAGUUGAUUGAUGGUUGACAAACAUGUGAGUAAUAGUCAGCCAAUCUCGUUGUCAAGGUGUCAGUUUACUUUUGAGGCAGUGGCUUAUCAGUGAGAUGACUUUCAGUGGAGCAUUAGUGGCUCUCCUCAGGGAGCACUUCCUAGUGAUGAUGUAUGAAUUAAGUUUUCAUUCAUCAUCAGUUGAGUAUUGUGGAAGGAUCAAUUCACCGCUGACUUAUUGUUAGCCAAGUACUGACUGACACAUUGAACAUGUUUAGUGUGUCAGGCCAAGUGGCCGAAAACUGCUGCAGCCUAUCCCUGCUUUCUGAAGCAUAGAGCAUCCAGGAGUGUAUCUACCCCACCUUAAUAGGAUGCUGGUCCAUGGCUCCCCCCUGAAAUGUUAAAACUGAGUGGAGGGAGUCUUUGUUGGAGUAAGUUGUCUUGCCUAAGAACUCAAUGAUCCAUUCAGGUCUCAAACCCUUGAUUUGAAAUCAAGCAUGCUGAUGGUUAGGCCAUUGUAUUUCCUAGCUCGUUGGCUAAAAUAGUAACCAAAUUUAUAACCUACCUUAGUUAUAGUGCACAUGAUCCUUUUACUGAACACAUACUUGUCCACAUGCAUCUGCAGUAUCAUGUCAUUCCAUUUUUUUUGACUUUCAGGCAGUUUAUGAAUUGACUGGAGAAAGACCAACUCAUCAUUCACAUCCUUGUGGCACUGAAUUAGACUCUAUCACCCAACAUGAGGGGGACUUAACAGUAAGUUAUUCUUACUAAAGUAAAGGCAUAGGAGACUAGAGUAAGAUUCCUUCCCCAUCCCAUCCCACCUUCUUAACUCAAAAACCCUGAUGUUUCUAUAGAAAUGAAUGCUGACCUUCAAGCAAAAAACAGCCAAUUAAAUCUGACAAGCAGCUUGCACAUAAGCCAUUGAACAGUGUGUAUUCCAAUCAAACUGAAAGCAGUGGAUGCAGAACAACUUAAAUUUUUUAGAAAACUGAUUUACCACUCCUAAAUAUCAUUCCUUCAGUCAGUCAGUCAUUUAUAGUCAGUCAGUCAUUCAGUCAGUCAUUCAGUCAGUCAUUCAGUCAGUCAUUCAGUCAGUCAUUCAGUCAGUCAUUCAGUCAGUCAUUCAGUCAGUCAUUCAGUCAGUCAUUCAGUCAGUCAUUCAGUCAGUCAUUCAGUCAGUCAUUCAGUCAGUCAGUCAGUCAGCCAGUCAUUUUGUCAGUCAGUCAGUCACAUAGUCAUUCAGUUAGCCUGUCAGUCAGUCAGUCAGUCAGGCUGGCAAUCAUCCCAUGAUUUAUGUAACUAACUAUUUCAAAUGUCUCUGCUUUUUUUCCCAAGACAUUACAGAGCAAACUAGAGAGUGAAAUGAACCAAGAGCACAACAUUCAUCCAUGUGCUUUCAUAAUAUUCCGAAGUUUGCGUAUGGCAACAACAGCAGUGCAAAUAGGAUGGGAUAACUAUUCCUUGAAUAUGAAGGUAACUCCAGCACCUGAGGUUACAGAUGUCAUCUGGGGCAACCUUGGGGUUGGUCUUUGGCGAAGGUAUUAACUCAGACACUGUAUAUUUAGUAUAGUUUUUAUACAGCAAGGAUAUGUAUGAAAUUUUUAAAGAAAUUUAAUUAUGACUAAACCUCUCAGAGUUUUUCAGCUUAUCAGUAUUUGUCAAGGAUUAAAUAAAACUCAAGUUAUCUUUUCUCUUUUACUUAAUAAGCAAUUGGCUGCAAUUUCCAUGGGUUUACUGGCAAUAACCACUGCAGGAUGUUGGGAGAAUAACAGAAAAGUUUUAGAGGCAAUUUUCAUGUACAAACUUUUUGAGUGUUCUCCAAGUAUUCUUAAUGGGUUGUUACGCUAGUGCACAGAUAGAAAGUAUUUCAUAUUGCUUUUAUAAAUAAAUGUUAAAUGUUUCAAUUUUCUUUUUGUUUAUAAGUAUAAUAAAUGAUAGAUUUUUUAACCAAUCAGGGCCCUUAUAUUAAGUAUCUCAGUCACUCUAUAAAUUUGCAUAACUUACAGUGCAUUUUCUCGCAAGAAAAUUCCAGAUGCAUAAUUCCACUGUCAAAUUAGAAAAACUUGUUGAGAUUAGUCGGCACAUCAUGACCCAUGUUUCCUAAAACUUAAUCAUACAAUGUUAUUGUCUCCAGCAAAAAAAAGAGACUACAAAGAUGUGAUGUGAUUAAGACUAUCAGAUGGGAUUCUGAAAUUUUCCUACUGGCUCAAAUGUUUCAGAACUUUCCACAACCUGAACAUCAGUUGCUGCUACUAUCUUUUAUAUGCUUUUGAUUAUUGGUAAAGAGCUGUGCUUGAGUGAUAUGAUUCAAAUGAUUCGAAUGUACCCUCUUACUGUCAGUUUUUUUUCACACCUGUCUUUUUUUCCAUCAGGAAAUUUUGCACAGGUCUGGUCUAUGCUGCAAUAUUUGCUUUGGUGUUUUUCUGGGCAGUGCCAGUUGGAUUUAUCUCAGCUUUAAUUACAAUAAAGAAUAUUGCAAAAGUAGCUCCCUGGCUGGAUGCAGGUGAGUCAUUUAACCAGUACACAACCUAACAUCAGCAUACACACUCUCUUUCCAGUCCUUUAUAUAUUUUCCAUGGUAAUGACAAUGAGAAGUUUUUUAAUGAUCCUAAGCUGCCUUUCUUGGUGAAUGUGUAAGGGGAAAAAAAAUUACCCUUAAGGGUUAAAUUAUUAAAACUUAAGGGCAUAACUGCAUCAAAGCUGGCCUUCAUUGGUGACAAAGCUGUAAGACAAGAGUUGAAGGUUGGAGUUAUGGAGGAGCUGGUGAACUAAUGAAUAUUGGAGUCUUGAAAGAGAUUGAUGUGUAAUUGUAGUUGUUUUCAUAAUAAACAGUAUUUUUAUCUAUCAUUAUUAACAACCACUAAAAUUAUUGUCAGAUCUAAGGGCUGCUGUCAGACUUUACUUACUAUUUUCCAAUUUUAGACACCAGUGUCCAACUUGAGACAUUCAUGAGCAAUUUUAGACACUUGUCUGUAAAAUAGGAAACUGUUGCAGUAGGAGUUUUGGAAUUUUGUGUGAAAAUGCACCUGUGUACAUGAAACAAUUUUAUAUUUUUAAAAAUAGGUACACAUUCUUUGUGCUGUUUGAUUAACAUUGAGGUAGAACUUUUCUGCCUGAGAAUUACUUCAUUUUUUUAUCUUUCAACUUAUCUUGUCAUUUGGUAGUUUUAAGCUAUAAUAACUUCGCAAGAGGGAUCAUUGAAGGGGUUUUAUCGAGUUUAACACUGUGGAUCUUCUUUGCUAUCCUACCGUUGGUAAGUAGAGUCACUUUUAUUUGCUGGUCAAGUAAUUUCAUCUAAAUAAGACAUUUUUGUUUGUGUUUAUACCUAAUAACUGCUUGUACAACUCAGUUAACCCUUUCACUCCCACAACUGACCAAGACAGAAUUUCUCCUUACAAUAUCAAAACAAUAUUAAGCAGGUGGGUGAUGAGAAUAGAGAAGAAUGUCAAUAUUAUUAUGGGAUUAUUAGUUGAUCCAAUACCAAAUUCUCUGAACUAACAUCAUAAGAAUUGUAUGGCAGAUAGUAAGGAGAAUUACUAAUUAGAUCUCGGGAGUGAAAGGGUUAAGGAGCUGUAACGGAAGUGGAGUCGAGGUAAAGAAAACAUAGCAGUCAGACAUCUGUGCAUGUCCAAACAUUGUAAGGACAAAGAGGUGGCCCAGAGUCAGGGUAGUUUCAGACGUUCUAAAGCAAGUUUUUUUGCAGGGAUUAUAAGCUGGUAUUGGUGAUUAGACUUUUUUGGCAAGCUGGUACAUCAACAGAAUACUCCUGCAAUUGAGUAAAAUUUGUGUUCAAAAAGUCUUAAGAUUUUUUCCCUUAAUUUUAUUACCUUUUUCAGAUUUAUUUGGACAUUACAAAGUACUUUUAUGGAUAUAUGUGGCUGUGGUUUUCAGUCAGAUUUCCCUAAAAGCAUUGCACAACCGGCAAAAAUUGUCCCAUUUGCACAUUAAUCAUAACCAUUACAAUUUCCUCAAAUGUGAUUGGUGCAUCAGCUGCUUUAUAUUUCUCUAAUCACUCUGUACAGUUGUAAUCGGACGGUGUAAUUAGACAGUUGGCUGUCAUUGGACACCUGUAAUCAGACAGUUGAAGCAGCCAAUCAUACAAAGUCCACUCGGCUAAAUCCACCAAUCAUAGAAUUGAUCACAAUAACCAUAGCAACAACCACUUACCCUGUAAAAAGUCAGGGAAAUUUCCAAACAUUUUGCUUUAGACAUUGUCCUUACUGGAGAUGUUUGUCCUAAAUUUUUUUUUUUUUUUUUUUUUUUUCGAAAAUUUAAUGGUUAUGAUUAAUUGGUAACAGGACUUCAUGUUGGCCAAUUCUGUCUGUAGUCAUACUCAAGACUGACUUAAGACAUUGUCUCCACUAGAGGUAUUUGUUUAAGGUGCAUUUGUUUUUUCAGAAAUUGAAAUGUUUAUGAUUAAUUAAUUGGUAACAGGACUUCUUGUCGUCCAAUUUUGUCUGUAAUCAUACUUAUGAUUGACAAAUCGGACUUCUGCUUCGUGGUCAUCCGAUUUUGUUAAUCACUCGUAUGAUUACAAACGGAAUUGGACUUCACUCAGUCCAAUUACCAUUAUGUAUUACAUUUGACCGUUGUAUUAUGUAAAAUUACACCAAUCAAAGUGGCCCCUGCCAUUAGAGCUUAUCACUGCUUUAAGAAACCACAAAGAGUUUAAGAGUUGAAUAUAUCCCAGUUGACAGGAUACUUGUUACUUGUAUAAGACAGAUUGACUCUAACCCACCCUCCCCUCCCUUCCUUCUUCUCAUUUGAUUUGAUCUCAUUUAGUAGAAUUUUUCCUUUUUCAGAUUCUGGAGAGGCUUACCAGACUUGAGGGCCUUGCUUCACAGAGUGAAGUGGACAAGUCUGUCCUGGGAAAACUUUUCAUUUUUGUGGUAAUGUUUUCAAAAUUAUAAAUAAUUUUUCUAAUUUUUAACUUAAUUUCUUCAGUUUGAGUUGAAAAUUCCAUAUAAUGAUCUCUUUUGCUUUUGAGCUUUGCACUGUCUAAGGUAGAAAGGUAUUGUAAAGUCGGAUCAAUAUCAGUAUCUGGCAAACUGCCCACCUACCCCUCCCCUAACCCAACAUUAACCCUAACUUGUUAUCAAUUGACUGUUGUUGAGUUAGAGGAGGGGAAGAUGGCCAGUUGCCCAGAUACUGAGAUUGAUCCGUAAAGUCUGCACAAGAGUCAAGCGGCCAACUGGUUGAAAACCAGUGGUUAUUUUCUUGACCACUACCAGAGCGAAGUUAGCCAAAAGCGAGACAUUUUGAGAUUAUUUUGGACACCUGAAUCAAUGGGAAAUAACUUUAUUGUUGUUGUGCCUCUACAGAUUGUCAAUCAAUUCCUUUUUCUGUCCGCCGGGGCAGCGGUUUUCGGAAAAUUUAAAGAAAUACUGAGAAAACCUGAGGAUAUACCGCAGUACUUGGCUCAGUCCUUGCCGGCGCAGGCCACGUUCUUUAUCUGUUACAUCGUGUUUCGUGGUCUAACUGGGACGUCACUGGAGCUUCUGCGCAUUUUUUAUCUUAUUAUCAUUCCUAUUAAACGGAAGUGGUUUUGUCACACUCCAAGAGAAGACGAGGCGGCCUGGAGACCACCCUAUGCCAUGUAUGAUCGACUGGUAUGUAUUGUUUAAAACUUACGCAAAUUUUUUUUCUUAAUGUUGUCAAAAGUCUCUUCUCAGUUAACAGCUCUGAUAACGUUUAAUCAUUCUUCUCUGAUGCUGAGGAAAACGGUUGACAGCUAUUGUACCGCCAACACCAGGAAAUUAUUAAUUGUAAAGUUAAAAGUGAGAGUAACCUCGCAAAAAAGAAGGCAAACACGCCAGAUUUCAAUGUGCGUUACAAAUAGUCUGGUGUAUUUAUAUGGCAACCGGGAUAUCUCGAUCCUUGCUUGUACAUAAGCUUCGAAUUUUUUGCGUGAGUUGAAAUUUUACCCCAGGGUAACUGGAGAUUUCUUCCUGGUGGACAUAGGUCUGUGUAUCACUGUAAUUUUAGCCUGAAUAUCCUGGGUACCGGAAUUUUUUCGGUAUAGACUUAUGUAACAUGUCAUUACUCUUUGGUAAGAGACUAAUUAUCAUCGACCCUCUUUUGCAGUACAAAGAUCACUUGUUUGUUCUGAUCGUGGGCAUUUCGUACUCAGUCCUCGCUCCUCUCAUCACUCCGUUUCUCGUGUUGUACUUCGGGUUUGGUUACAUAGCCUGGAUGCACCAGAUACUUUGUGUAUACAUCCCAGUGUAUAGUACUGGCGGGCGGAUGUGGCCAAUAGUUUUCAACAGGUAAGUUAAGGUCAUAGAUAAAGAGGGUAAGUUUCUAAAGAAACUGCGGUGCUGCGUCGGUGGGGUAGUAGAACACGAUCAUUUUGGUUUUAGCAACUAAUUUGAUAAUGUGAAUUGGCCACUGUAAAGAGAUUCAAAGCUGACGUUUCGAGCGUCAGCCCUUUGUCAGAGCGAAUGGGUUUAUGACGAAGGGCUAACGCUCGAAACGUCAGCUUUGAAACGCUUUCGGUGGCCAAUUUACGUGAUCAACUUGAUGAUAAGUUGAUAACCAAAGUUAUAGGGUCAUAAAUAGGCUCGAUUACUAAUCGCUGUUCAGGAAAUGAUCAGGUGCUCCCUCCCAUGCUUAAGAGGGUGAAAGACUGAGCCCGAGAAAACGGCAGAAAUUUAGCGUAGACCAUGCGUCGAUCGUCAUUUUUAUAUCAUGAGCAGGGUACUUUUUGUCUCAUGAUCUCACUUUUUAUUCUUUAGUUGGACGAAAAAAAAUUCAAACAGCUGGCCUCGGACAAUGAGUAACAUUUCAAAGGACCAUGAUUCAUACCCCAUGUCUGUUCUCCUUUGUGAUCCACGCAGACACUAUAUGAAAUGAACCGAAAAGAACUCGCUGGUCUGCGAGGUGGUAAAUUAGUUUCAAAUGAAGAAAGUGCUCUAUAUGAAGUCGCUCUAUUUUGUAUUUUUGCAGGAUAAUAGCUGGAAUGAUCGUCUUCCAUCUCCUAAUGACAGGAGUACUAAGCUUAAAGGAGUCGUUCAUCGCUGCGGGUUUUAUGCUUCCCCUUCCUGUUAUCACGAUCCUGUUUUUCUUGUUUAUCCAGCAGCAUUGUCUGAAACCUUCAAUGUACUUGUCUAUUAACAUGGCGUCUGGAUUGGCAGAAGCGAGUCCUCGUUUCUUACAGGUCAGUGUGGUGUGCUGUAUGUUACGUAAAGUGUGAUGUGAGGUAUAUGUGGUUUGAUACACGUGAUGCGGAAUGUGUGAUGUGUCAGGCGUGAUAUGUGAUUUUUGAUGUGUCGUGCCUGGUACGUGAUGAGUGAUGUGCGAUGUUUUAUCGAAUGAUGUGUGGCUUGGUACUCGAUGCGUGUUGUGUAAUAGCUGAAGUGCCCUUUUCAUGAAGUGAUUUGUGUAGUGGGAAGUGUGAACAGUGAGAGCUAAAUUAUUGUUAAGUCUGCUCGACAGCUUUCGUUCGGUAAGACGUAGAUAUUAACGUCAUCUCACGGCGCAUUUCCACAUGUUGUUGUAAAAACAAAAACGAGGUAAUCAUAAUGGCCACAAAGAACGAAGGAAAAUAUCACGAGGAGCUAAUCAGAAUUCAAAGUAAAACAUAAGCAAACUGCUUGGAGUGCAAUAAUUUGUGCGCAGUAAUAAGUCGAGAUGGAAUAGUCUUACAUUUAUUUGAUAAGCAAUCAUGACCAUUCACAGCAAAGUAUAACUAAACCGUUGCUAAAAAUCCCAGAUUACUUUCGACUCUGAAUUGAAAAUUUCUCCAAUGAACGCUUUUAACUUUUAUCAUAGAGCGUUGCACAAAGUUAUGUCAGAAACUACCGUCUGCCCCCAACGUACGGCCUUAGUUCGUCACCCAUUAAUGGUGGAGAUUAUGCCUACGAUGACGAAGAAAGGUCGCCUGUAAUCACGCCGAGCCACUCAACUGGUGGAAUUUCUAUGAGCGAAGAGUUUGCGUAGAAUGCUGGGAAAUCCUCGUGUGGACUAAAAGUUUGUUUCUGCGUAAUAGCGUGACGUUUACUGUGUCUUUUACACCAAGUAAGAGCCGUGAUAACAAAUUGGACAGCAAUGCUGAUGUUAGU